AUUUAUAUUAUACACCCUUUUUCAACUUCUUUGGUAGCACCUCCACGUUAUAAAAUUAACAAUCACACUAAUAUAAUAUUAUAUCCAUUCACCCAACACAUUCAUUCUAUAACAUACUCUUUAUUUUAUCCCGUCUUACAAAGUUUAGGAAUUUCUUUUAUUGCAACAAGUCCGAUUCAUGCAAUCUCCAAACGAAACCAAAUGAAUCCUAAUAUAUCUGUGUGGAACUUUUAGAUAUCAACCACAUAUGUUGUGUCUUGAAAUUCUUGCAUAAUAGUUUUGUUGUUUUGUACAGGAGAAGUGAAGGAUGCGGGCAUAAACAGGAGUCCAAGUGCAUAUUUGCAGAACCCUGCAAACGAGAGAGCAAGAUAUGCCUCCAAUGUUGACACAGAAAUGACUCUUUUGAGGUUUGUGGAUGAAGAAAGUGGUCAAAGUAUAGGAGCAUUCACUUGGUUUGCAACACAUGGAACUUCCAUGAGCAAUAAAAACAAGCUCAUUACUGGCGAUAACAAGGGUGUUGCAGCAAGACUUUUUGAAGAUUGGUUUGCUUCUCAAAACACAUCUUCAACCACCAACUCUUCAGUACCAGAUGUUGGGCAACUAGUGAAGAUGGCACAAUCAAUUAAGGCCACAGGAGGAAAAGACUGCAGCAAACAAGCAAGCCAAGCAUCCAAGGUGAGGAAGAAUGAUGGAUCCUUAUUUGUUGCAGCAUUUUGCCAAUCAAAUGUUGGAGAUGUGUCGCCAAAUGUUUUAGGAGCAUUUUGCAUUGACACUGGAAAGCCUUGUGAUUUCAACCAUUCUUCAUGCAAUGGCAAUGACCAACUUUGUGUAGGCAGAGGACCAGGGUACCCAGAUGAAAUAUUAAGUACCAAGAUCAUAGGUGAAAGACAAUUCAAAAGUGCUGUGGAAUUGUUUCAGUCAGCUUCAGAGGAAGUGAAAGGGAAGAUUGAGUACUUUCAUGUGUACCUUAACUUCACAGACAUUGAAGUUGAAUUGGAGAGUAAUAAGGUGGUUAAAACUUGUCCUGCAGCACUAGGUCCUGGUUUUGCAGCAGGCACUACAGAUGGGCCAGGUGCUUUUGGGUUUCAACAAGGAGAUUUAAAGAUUAAUCCAUUUUGGAAGAAUUUGAGGGAUUUCCUCAAAGAACCAAGUCAAUAUCAAGUGGACUGCCAAAACCCAAAGCCAGUUUUGCUGAGCACCGGCGAAAUGUUUGAUCCUUAUGCUUGGGCGCCAGCAAUUCUUCCAAUUCAAAUCCUAAGAUUGGGAAAGUUGAUCAUUCUUUCUGUACCAGGAGAGUUUACAACAAUGGCUGGCAGAAGGCUAAGGGAGGCAGUGAAGGAGAUAUUAAUAUCUAGCAGCAAUGGAGAAUUCAAUGACAAAACACAUGUGGUUAUAGCAGGACUUACAAAUACUUACUCACAAUACAUUGCUACUUUUGAAGAAUAUCAGCACCAACGGUACGAGGCUGCUUCAACACUGUAUGGUCCUCACACAUUGUCAGCAUACAUCCAAGAAUUUAAGAAACUAGCACAAGCAAUGGCUGAAGGACAGAACAUCACUACAAAAGGUCCCUCUCCACCAGAUCUCUCAUCUGUACAAAUAAGUCUAUUACUUGGUCCGGUUGGAGACUCACCUCCUGAAGGAAUCGAAUUUGGUGACAUAAAAGAAGACAUAGCCUUUCCAGAAAGAGGCUAUUUUAGGAAGGGAGAUACACCAAGUGCUACAUUCUGGAGUUCUAAUCCAAGAUAUGAUCUUCUGACAGAGGGCACAUUUGCUGCAGUGGAGAGGCUGCAAGGGGAAAGANGGAUUGCUACAUAUGAUGAUGAUGAUUUAAGCUUGUUUUUCAAGUGGAAAGUAGAUAAUAGUUCCAUGCAUGGAUUAGCUACAAUAGAAUGGGAAAUACCAUUUGGUUCUGUUUCUGGAGUAUACAGAUUAAGACACUUUGGAGCAACAAGGAUCACCAUUACCUCCCCUAUUAGUUACUUCACUGGUGCUUCAAGUGCAUUUGCAGUGCAGUAAAAUAGAAGCUCUGUUUUAUUG
This is a messenger RNA of Vigna radiata var. radiata (mung bean), 2040 nucleotides long. RefSeq names its product neutral ceramidase 2. Bases 394 to 2019 code for a protein of 541 amino acids. The transcript has 7 exons. Gene Ontology annotation, cellular component: extracellular region. NCBI's taxonomy places the organism in Eukaryota, Viridiplantae, Streptophyta, Magnoliopsida, Fabales, Fabaceae. Gene Ontology annotation, biological process: sphingosine biosynthetic process; long-chain fatty acid biosynthetic process; ceramide catabolic process. The record is from RefSeq and is a predicted model, not a curated record. Gene Ontology annotation, molecular function: N-acylsphingosine amidohydrolase activity.